Molecule: messenger RNA, 8671 nt
Organism: Ipomoea nil (Japanese morning glory)
Lineage: Eukaryota; Viridiplantae; Streptophyta; Magnoliopsida; Solanales; Convolvulaceae
Product: dnaJ homolog subfamily C GRV2
Exons: 23
Coding region: 434-8260 (2608 amino acids)
Biological process (GO): receptor-mediated endocytosis; regulation of early endosome to late endosome transport; endosome organization
Cellular component (GO): endosome membrane
Source: RefSeq, a predicted model, not a curated record
AAAGCCCAUUUCACAUUUUCACUCUUUCUCUGCUUCAAUCUCUCAUUCACUCUGAUCAAAUCGACACAAUAAGCUCAGGGGUCCCCCUUCGUUGAUCCAGCUCACUUCCUCUGUAAUUUACUGUUUUUGUUUUUUCUGCGCGCGCUACUGUACAGAUACGCAUAUAAUAAUCGUAUAUAGCAGCAUUUGAUCGGGGGAAUUUCAGUACCAGAUGAGUUUGGGAAAUAUCGCCGAUGAGAGUUUAGGGUUUUGAUUGGAGGAAGGGGUUUGAGAAAAUUUGUAGAGGAACAGAACAAAAUUCGAAGCGCUGGGUGCGAAUCAGUCUCGGCCUAUACCGUCUUCGGCCGGGCUGGCCGGUGGUUCGGGUCCAAGACCAUGGUCUUUCCUCCGCCCUAGUCCACCUAAGCCUUACUCGCUCCAAUACCUCCCCCAAAUGGAUCACGUCAACCGCCACACCUCCGCCCCAGACCAACAGAAUCAGCCGCCUCCUCCUCCGCCUUCUUCUUCUUCUUCUUCGUCUUCUUCUACUUCUUCUUCUUCUUCUCCGUCUGAAUUGCCGGCGCCGUCCACCGUCCCUCAUCAUGCUUUGGAAGAGCAGGAGUACUUGGCCCGGUAUAUGGUGGUUAAGCAUUCCUGGCGCGGGAAAUACAAGAGGAUCUUGUGCAUAUCUAAUUACACUCUUAUUACUCUGGAUCCCGGGACAUUGUCCGUGACGAAUUCUUAUGAUGUCGGGACUGAUUUUGACGGCGCGCAGCCUAUACUUGGCAGGGAUGAUAAUUCGAAUGAGUUCAAUAUAAGUGCGAGGACUGAUGGUCGUGGGAAAUUCAAGGCUUUCAAAUUUUCGUCCGUGUAUAGGGCGAGCAUUUUGACUGAGCUGCAUAGGAUUAGAUGGAAUAGGCUUGGUACGAUUGGAGAGUUUCCUGUUUUGCAUUUAAGGCGAAGAACUUCUCAGUGGGUUCCGUAUAAACUGAAAAUUACAUAUGUAGGAGUUGAAAUUACUGAAUUAGAAUCAGGAGAUCUUCGCUGGUGCCUGGACUUUAGAGAUAUGGGUUCUCCUGCGAUCAUUCUUCUCUCUGAUGUUUUUGGGAAGAAAAAUGCUGAACCUGGAGGUUUUGUUCUUUGUCCAUUGUAUGGAAGAAAAUCUAAAGCUUUCCAGGCAGCUUCUGGGACUUCAAAUGCUGCUAUAACAGCAAAUAUUACUAAAUCUGCUAAGUCUAUGGUUGGAAUUUCAUUAUCUGUGGACAGUUCUCAAUCACUAACUCUAUCAGAGUAUAUAAAGAGAAGGGCAAAAGAGGCUGUUGGAGCAGAAGAAACUCCUCUUGGAGCUUGGUCAGUGAUAAGGCUGCGCACUAGUGCUCAUGGGACUGAAAAUAGUCAUGGGGCCAGUUUGGUGGUUGGCCCUAAAGGAGGCCUUGGGGAACAUGGUGAUGCUGUAUCUCGUCAACUUGUUCUCACAAAGGUCUCCCUUGUUGAAAGGCGGCCUGAGAACUAUGAAGCUGUAAUUGUUCGCCCUUUGUCUGCUGUUAGUGCACUUGUUCGAUUUGCGGAGGAGCCCCAGAUGUUUGCCAUUGAAUUCAAUGAUGGAUGCCCUAUUCAUAUCUAUGCUAGCACAUCUCGUGAUAGCUUACUCGCAGCAGUUCGUGAUGUGUUGCAAACAGAAGGCCAAUCUGCAGUACCUGUAUUGCCACGGCUAACCAUGCCUGGUCAUCGAAUUGAUCCACCUUGUGGCAGAGUUCACUUACAAUAUCCUGCUACACAUCGCUAUGUUGCUGACCUGGAAACUGCAACCAUGCAUUUGAAACAUUUGGCAGCAGCUGCAAAAGAUGCAGUGGCUGAGGGAGGAUCCAUUCCUGGAUCAAGAGCCAAAUUGUGGCGUAGAAUAAGAGAAUUUAAUGCAUGCAUUCCAUAUGGUGGAGUGCCACAUAAUAUUGAAGUACCUGAGGUCACAUUAAUGGCUUUGAUCACAAUGCUUCCAGCUGCUCCAAAUCUUCCACCUGAGUCACCUCCUUUGCCACCUCCUUCUCCUAAAGCAGCUGCUACUGUGAUGGGUUUCAUUGCAUGUUUGCGCAGGUUGCUUGGAUCAAGGAGUGCUGCUUCUCAUGUGAUGUCUUUUCCAGCUGCAGUGGGACGAAUAAUGGGUCUCCUUAGAAAUGGCUCUGAGGGUGUAGCUGGUGAAACUUCAGCGUUAAUUGCUAUACUUGUUGGUGGCGGUCCUGGGGAAACAAAUGUACAAACAGACACAAAAGGGGAAAGGCAUGCAACAGUAAUGCAUACCAAAUCUGUGUUGUUUGCUCAACCAAGUAAUCUUAUAAUCCUUGUGAACAGGAUAAAGCCUAUUUCUGUAUCACCAUUAUUGUCAAUGUCUAUAGUAGAGGUUCUUGAGGCAAUGAUUUGUGAACCACACGGCGAGACAACUCAAUAUACGGUGUUUGUGGAAUUAUUACGUCUAGUAGCUGGGUUACGCCGUCGCCUGUUUGCUCUGUUUGGACAUCCUGCAGAAAGUGUGCGUGAAGCGGUGGCUGUCAUUAUGCGUACAAUUGCUGAAGAAGAUGCUGUUGCAGCUGAAUCUAUGCGUGAUGCUGCUUUACGAGAUGGUGCAUUGCUGAGGCAUUUGUUGCAUGCAUUUUAUCUUCCUGCUGGUGAGCGGCGCGAAGUCAGUCGGCAACUUGUGGCUCUUUGGGCUGAUUCUUAUCAACCUGCUCUUGAUUUGUUAUCUAGAGUUUUACCUCCUGGCCUUGUUGCGUAUUUACACACAAGGUCUGCUACAAAUUCAAUGGAAGAUUUAUCUAAUCAGGAUGGCUCAUUACUGAGCAGGAGACAGAGACGUCUUCUUCAGCAGAGGAGGAUCCAUCCUGGAAAGGGAAUCACAUCUAAUGGACAUCCUUUGCCUUCUGUUAAUAACUAUGGAGUUGGUAAUCAACCACAGCACACUAGUGCUGUUCCUUUCAGAAGUCAAGAUGGUUAUCAAAAGGCUGCUGUAGAACCAACUCCUGGGCAGAUACCGCCAAUGCAUUCUUCUGCAGGUAAUGUAGGUGAAAGCAUCCGAACUGAGGCAUCCACUAUUGGUCUCCUGCAAAAUGAACAGUCUGCAGUUCUUUCUUCUGGUGAUGCUCCUUCAACAAGUACAUAUGAAUCAGUAGAACCGAAUUCUGCAAUUGUGGCUAGUUCUGAUGCAAGCAUGGUUUCUCAGAAUGCAGGGCUUCCAGCUCCUGCUCAGGUAGUUGUAGAAGAUGCAACGGUGGGAUGUGGAAGGUUAUUAUUGAAUUGGCCUGAGUUUUGGAGAGCCUUUAGCCUUGAUCACAACCGUGCAGAUUUAAUUUGGAAUGAGCGCACUCGGCAGGAAUUAAGAGAAGCAUUGCAGGCUGAGGUUCAUAAUCUAGAUGUUGAGAAGGAACGCACAGAGGAUAUUGUACCUGGUGCUGCAACUCGAGAGUCAAUGACAGUCCAAGAUGGUGUGCCUCAAAUUUCCUGGAACUACACUGAGUUCUCUGUUAGAUAUCCUAGCUUAUCAAAAGAAGUUUGUGUCGGUCAGUAUUAUCUUCGCCUGUUGCUUGAGAGUGGUAGUAGUGGAAGAGCAGAAGAUUUCCCCCUUCGUGAUCCAGUUGCUUUUUUUAGAGCUCUGUAUCAUCGCUUCCUUUGUGAUGCAGAUACAGGCCUUACUGUAGAUGGGGCUAUUCCAGAUGAAAUGGGUGCCUCUGAUAAUUGGUGUGAUAUGGGAAGGUUGGAUGGUUUUGGAGGAGUGGGAGGCUCCUCAGUUAGGGAGCUUUGUGCCCGAGCAAUGGCAAUUGUAUAUGAGCAGCACUACAGCACUGUAGGUCCAUUUGAAGGUGCUGCACACAUUACAGUGCUCUUGGACAGGACUGAUGAUAGAGCUCUGCGACACCGUCUUCUUCUUCUCCUCAAGGUAUUGAUGAACGUUUUGUCCAAUAUAGAGGCAUGUGUAUUGGUUGGUGGUUGUGUACUAGCUGUUGAUCUGCUAACUGUAGUUCAUGAAGCUUCAGAGAGAACUGCUAUACCUUUGCAGUCGAACUUAAUAGCUGCUACUGCUUUUAUGGAGCCAUUGAAGGAAUGGAUGUAUGUUAACAAGGAUGGUGCACAAGUUGGACCAGUGGAGAAGGAUGCUAUUAGAAGAUUCUGGUCAAAGAAGGAAAUAGAUUGGACCACAAAGUGUUGGGCUUCUGGGAUGACUGAUUGGAAGCGACUGCGAGAUAUUCGAGAGCUUAGAUGGGCACUUGCUGUCCGAGUACCUGUUCUCACUCCAACACAGGUUGGAGAUGCAGCAUUAUCCAUAUUGCAUAGCAUGGUGGCCUCACACUCAGACAUAGAUGAUGCUGGGGAGAUAGUCACACCAACACCCAGGGUCAAGCGGAUCUUAUCAAGCCCAAGGUGUCUUCCCCAUAUUGCACAGGCCAUGCUUUCUGGUGAGCCAAGUGUUGUAGAGAGUGCUGCUGCUUUGUUGAAGGCUGUUGUUACUAGGAAUCCAAAAGCAAUGAUAAAACUGUACAGUACUGGAGCUUUCUUUUUUGCACUAGCAUAUCCUGGAUCCAAUCUCCUUUCAAUUGCUCAUCUAUUCUCAGUGACUCACGUUCACCAAGCUUUUCAUGGUGGGGAAGAAGCAGCACUGUCCUCUUCUUUGCCUUUGGCAAAACGCAGUGUUUUGGGUGGACUUUUACCUGAAUCCUUGCUUUAUGUAUUGGAACGUAGUGGUCCAGCUGCAUUUGCUGCAGCAAUGGUUUCUGAUUCUGAUACUCCUGAGAUCAUCUGGACACACAAAAUGCGAGCUGAAAAUCUUAUCCGUCAGGUUCUGCAGCACCUUGGUGAUUAUCCCCAGAAACUAUCCCAACAUUGUCAUUCUCUAUAUGAAUAUGCUCCAAUGCCACCAGUGACGUACCCAGAACUGAAAGAUGAAAUGUGGUGCCACCGCUAUUAUCUUCGGAAUUUAUGUGAUGAAGUUCGAUUUCCUAAUUGGCCUAUUGUUGAGCAUGUUGAAUUUCUGCAGUCGUUGCUGGUCAUGUGGCGUGAAGAGUUAACGCGUAGGCCCAUGGAUCUUUCUGAAGAAGAGGCUUGUAAAAUAUUGGAGAUUUCCUUAGAUGAGGUAUCACGAGAUGCUGCUGCUAAGAAACAAUCACAUGAGAUUCCUAAUAUCUCAAAACAGAUUGAGAACAUUGAUGAAGAGAAGCUCAAGCGCCAAUACAGAAAACUUGCAAUGAAAUAUCAUCCAGAUAAAAAUCCUGAAGGGAGGGAAAAGUUUCUGGCUGUGCAGAAAGCCUAUGAGCGAUUGCAGGCUACAAUGCAAGGGCUGCAAGGCCCGCAACCUUGGAGGUUAUUGCUUUUACUGAAGGGACAGUGCAUUUUAUAUAGACGCUAUGGGAAUGUAUUGGAGCCAUUUAAAUAUGCUGGGUACCCUAUGCUAUUAAAUGCAAUCACAGUAGAUAAUGAUGAAAGCAAUUUUCUUUCAUCUGAUCGAACACCGCUUCUUGUUGCGGCCUCAGAACUGAUAUGGCUGACGUGUGCAUCUUCUUCACUGAAUGGUGAAGAGCUAGUAAGAGAUGGUGGAAUAAAACUACUUGCGAAUCUUCUUUCCCGUUGCAUGUGUGUAGUUCAACCAUCUACCCCUGCAAGUGAACCAUCAACUGUCAUCAUUACAAAUGUGAUGCAAACAUUUUCAGUUUUAAGUCGUUUCGAGAGUGCCAGAGCUGAAAUUCUUGAAUAUUCUGGACUAGUUGAUGACAUUGUACAUUGCACUGAACUUGAGCUCGUUCCAGCUGCUGUUGAUGCUGCUCUUCAGACCAUUGCUCAUGUCUCGGUGGACUGUGUCUUUCAAGAUGCCUUACUUAAAGCUGGGGUCUUGUGGUAUCUAUUACCGCUGUUGCUUCAGUAUGAUUCAACUGCUGAGGAAUCAGAUAAGUCAGAAGCCCAUGGUGUUGGUGAAAGUGUUCAGAUUGCCAAGAAUUUGCAUGCUAAACGGGCAGCUCAGGCAUUAUCAAGGCUUAGUGGUUUGGCUACUGGAGAGAAUCCGACUCCCUAUAAUGAGGCUGCAGCUGACGCCCUUAAAGCUCUGCUGACACCAAAACUUGCAAGUAUGUUGAAAGAUCAAUCACCCAAAGACUUACUGUCUAAACUAAAUACGAACUUGGAGAACCCUGAGAUCAUAUGGAACUCUUCAACGCGAGCAGAACUAUUAAAAUUUGUUGAUCAGCAGCGUGCAAGCCAGGGACCUGAUGGUUCAUAUGACUUGAAAGAUUCACAUUCCUUUGCAUAUGAAAUACUGUCAAAAGAACUGUUUGUUGGACAUGUGUACUUGAGAGUCUAUAAUGAUCAACCAGAUUAUGAAGUCAGUGAACCCGAGGCAUUCUCUGUUGCUCUUGUUGAUUUCAUAUCAUGUCUAGUCAGUAGCCAGGUUGCUGUAGGGUCAAAUGUUCCACUGAGUUCCCCAUCCCCUAAGACACCUGAGUUUGAAAUUGAUGAAACAAAUGAAUUAUCUGAUGAGCAGAACUUGCCUGAUAAUAAUCCUUCAUCACCCUCUGGUGGGAAAGUGAUGAAAGAGGAGGAAUUCGAAUUAAUUAAGAAUCUUCAGUUUGCUCUGGUUGCCCUUCAGCAUCUGUUGACUGGAAAACCGGAUUUGGCAUCAGUUUUUGCUGCAAAUGAAAAGUUAUUACCACUUUUUGAGUGCUUCUCUGUUCCUAUUGCUUCGGCAACCAAUAUUCCUCAACUUUGUUUAAGUGUGCUUUCACGCUUGACGACACAUGCUCCCUGCUUGAAGGCAAUUGUUGCUGAUGAAUCUAGUCUUCUCCUUUUAUUGCAAAUGCUACACUCCUCACCAAAUUGCCGUGAAGGAGCUCUCCAUGUUCUUUAUGCCUUAGCAAGCACGCCAGAGCUUGCAUGGUCAGCAGCCAAGCAUGGUGGAGUGGUCUACAUUCUAGAACUACUCCUUCCUUUGCAAAAAGAAGUUCCUCUACGGCAAAGAGCGGCAGCUGCCUCAUUACUGGGGAAGCUUGUUGGGCAGCCAAUGCAUGGUCCUAGAGUGGCAAUAACGCUGGCUAGGUUUCUGCCUGAUGGCCUGGUAUCUGUCAUCAGGGAUGGACCUGGUGAAGCUGUUGUGGGUGCACUUGAUCAAACAACAGAGACUCCAGAACUUGUGUGGACCCCAGCAAUGGCUGCUUCAUUGUCUGCUCAAGUUGCAACCAUGGCAUCUGACCUACAUCGUGAACAGAUGAAAGGUCGUGUUGUUGAUUGGGAUGUACCUGAGCAGGCAUCUGGCCAUCAGGAUAUGAGAGACGAACCUCAGGUUGGGGGAAUCUAUGUUAGGUUAUUCCUAAAGGAUCCAAAGUUUCCUCUUAGAAAUCCAAAGAGAUUUUUGGAAGGACUACUAGAUCAAUAUCUAUCAUCCAUUGCUGCCACACACUAUGAUGCCCAAUCUGUUGACCCUGAACUACCUCUGCUUUUAUCUGCAGCAUUGGUGUCCUUAUUACGAGUACACCCUGCUCUUGCAGAUCAUGUCGGAUAUCUUGGAUAUGUGCCCAAACUUGUGUCUGCAGUGGCAUAUGAAAGCAGAAGAGAAACUAUGGCAUUUGAAGAGGUGAAAGAUGCUGAUCAUUCGAAUGAAGCAUGUGAACCAGAGGAUGGUUCUGCAAAGCUCCCAUCACCAACUCCACAAGAGCGUGUCCGUCUUAGUUGCUUACGAGUCUUGCAUCAACUUGCAGCUAGUACAACAUGUGCCGAAGCUAUGGCUGCAACUAGUGCAGGAACACCUCAGGUUGUUCCUCUCUUGAUGAAAGCCAUUGGAUGGCUAGGUGGAAGCAUUCUGGCCCUUGAAACGCUAAAACGUGUGGUUAGUGCAGGAAAUCGAGCAAGGGAUGCUUUGGUUGCUCAAGGACUCAAGGCUGGUCUUGUUGAUAUACUUCUUGCUCUUCUGGAUUGGAGAGCGGGGGGAAGAAAUGGACUAUGCUCUCAGAUGAAGUGGAAUGAGUCUGAAGCAUCCAUCGGCCGAGUACUUGCAAUUGAGGUUUUGCAUGCCUUUGCAGCGGAAGGGGCACAUUGUAUGAAAGUACGGGACAUACUAAAUGCCUCUGAUGUGUGGAGUGCAUACAAAAAUCAGAAACACGAUCUUUUCCUUCCUUCAAAUGCUCAAUCUGCUGCUGCUGGAGUUGCUGGUCUUAUUGAAAAUUCCUCAUCAGGGCUCACAUAUGCACUCACUGCUUCCCCAAGUGCUCAAUCCAGACCUCCUGCCAUAGCUACAUCUGAAUCAAACGGGGAUUGAAGCAGUUACUUCAUCAUAUAUAAUGAGUCAUCAACGAACACUCACUCAAUUGCUUGCUCGAAAAUUAAAGUUUCUCCUACCUGUUGCAGCAUCCUCUUCAAAAAUGAACACAGUUUGUAUAGAAGAAUUUUGUACAGUCUAGUCAGUCUCUCAAUGUGUCUCUUUCGCGUUCCAGAAGUAGACCAAAUUGAAGGGUUGUUUGGUGCAACCUUUCCUGUUUAAUUUUUUUUAUUUUUUUUUUUUUUUGAUGUAAAGAGAAAUUGUGAUCUGUAAAUCACAUGCCUAUGCUAGUAAGAAAUAUGUGCAGUGAUGGGUGGAUGGAUGGAUGUUAUUGUUUUCUGCUGAGUUGCAAAUUUUCUACUAAUAAUGGAGCCUUUUUUUGGGUUGAGAUAUGCCUGUUCUUGCUUCCUG